Molecule: messenger RNA, 468 nt
Organism: Lycium barbarum (goji berry)
Lineage: Eukaryota; Viridiplantae; Streptophyta; Magnoliopsida; Solanales; Solanaceae
Product: pre-mRNA-processing protein 40A-like
Exons: 2
Coding region: 1-468 (155 amino acids)
Source: RefSeq, a predicted model, not a curated record
AUGAAAAAAGAGGAGUUUGAGAAUGAUAUAUCUAAGUGGCUUUUUGAUGAUAGAGUUGAUAAAAUCGAUGAAAAAGAGGGAGAGCAUGAGCUUGAGAAUGAUACAUUUGAGUCGAUUCUUGAUAAAAGAGUUGGUGAAGUCGAUGAAAAAGAGGAAGAGGAAGAGGAGGAGAUGGAGGAAUUUGCAAGUGACAUCUAUGAGUCGCUUCUUAAUGUUAGAGUUGAUGAAAUUGAUAAAGAAGGGGAGGAGGCGGAAGAAUUUGUAAAUGAUAUAUCUGAGUCGAUUCUUGAUGAGAGACUUAAUGAAAUCGAUGAAAAAAUAGAAGAAGAGGAAAAAAGGGAGGAGAUUCUUGAUGAUAGUGUUGAUGAAACAGAUGAAGAAGAGAAAGAGGAGGAAGUAGAGGAGUUUGAAAAUGAUAAAUCUGAGUCGAUUCUUGAUGAUAGAGUUGAUAAAUCACUGAAUAAAUAG